AGGAAGCACAAGAAGCAUUGUCCAACGAACCCCACUCACUCCUUUCCCACUAUAAAACCAACCUAUGAUUCUCCACUCUCUAUAGAUUUCCCCUUUCUUACUUAGACGCACCAAAUGGCAAGCUCUGCAGUCAAGUUUAUGGCUUUGUUUCUGAUUCUAUACUAUGUGGGAUCGAGUUUGGCGGCAGAGCACACAGUCGGUGACCAGCUUGGUUGGCGACCGCUUGUUAACUAUUAUAGUUGGGUUCGUAGCAAGUCCAUUAAGCUAGGCGACACGUUGGUGUUCAACUAUGAUGCUGCCAAAGAUUAUAGCGUGGCGGAGGUGACACAGUUUAAGUUCAUCGCUUGCAAUGCAAGUAAUGCUAAGUUCUUCGACGAAAGCGGGAACAGCACGGUGACCCUGGUCGAGUCCGGCCAGCAUUACUUCAUGGCCGAAGGCCAUUGCUCGGAUCAAAUGGUGUUUUCGGUGCUGGUUUGAGGGGGGAAGUGAAACAGACACUUUUUUGCAUUAUUAGUUCAAUAACAU
Molecule: messenger RNA, 525 nt
Organism: Hibiscus syriacus
Lineage: Eukaryota; Viridiplantae; Streptophyta; Magnoliopsida; Malvales; Malvaceae
Product: blue copper protein-like
Exons: 2
Coding region: 115-477 (120 amino acids)
Cellular component (GO): plasma membrane
Molecular function (GO): electron transfer activity
Source: RefSeq, a predicted model, not a curated record